This is a messenger RNA of Rhipicephalus microplus (southern cattle tick), 447 nucleotides long. RefSeq lists its product as uncharacterized. The record is from RefSeq and is a predicted model, not a curated record. Lineage: Eukaryota; Metazoa; Arthropoda; Arachnida; Ixodida; Ixodidae.
CAGGGAAUGCUGGACUUACAGAACACAAUGUUCUUCCGUGCCUUGUGCACCACCGCAAUCGCUGUUUUCACGACAACUCAUGCUGAGCCUGAAGAGCUUCCUUUCAAGCCUGGCUGCACGAGGAAACAGCUGAAUGACUGUGGCUCGGAUUUCCUCAUCUACAGCAACGUCACGCGAGUGCCUUCUGGCGGACAAGAGUUCAUCGAAAACUGCGAGCACCUAUCCACGCAGCUGUCCUGUGCUUUACAAUUCUCGAAGGAAUGCUUGGACGGACUUCCGAGAGUGGCUGCCCUUCUGAGCUUGCAGGCCAUGGAGGAAGCCUACGAGGCUGUAUGCACUGAAGGCACCGAACUGAACCAAUAUAACUGUUACCUUCUGGCGGUAACGGAGAAGGUGCAAAUAGAAAUUAAAGCACUGCCCAAGACAGCACAGAAGGGUAGAGUGUGA